This is a messenger RNA of Dichomitus squalens LYAD-421 SS1, 1054 nucleotides long. RefSeq lists its product as uncharacterized. NCBI's taxonomy places the organism in Eukaryota, Fungi, Basidiomycota, Agaricomycetes, Polyporales, Polyporaceae. The coding region runs from base 1 to 978 and encodes 325 amino acids. The transcript has 4 exons. The record is from RefSeq and is a predicted model, not a curated record.
AUGGACCCCUUGAGCCUGAGAAGACUAGAACGGGAGCGUUUCGCCGCCCAGUUUACGGAUCCAACCAUAGGAAGGCAACUAGACGAACUCGUGAAGAGCAACGACAUCCUGUCUGGUACAGAGUCACAAAGACUUCGCUCCUACUUCUCUAACAAUGGCUUGGAGCCUGCCCGCCACCUCGACAUAUAUGGACGGGCCAUAAUGAUGGGGGACCUCGAAAGCAUCAAGCUCUUUUACAACGCCAGCCUCGAUGAACAUGGUCUAAAAUGCGACUCUGGCGACACUGCUCGCGCCGCCGCCACCCGCGAGAUUUACGAAAAGCGCUGGGGCCCGACACGUGUUCCGGUAUACAACCUGAUCCUCCUCAGUACACUCAUCAUGCCCCCAAUGCGCAGGCAGCACCUCGAGGUUGCGCGGUGGCUCAUUGAUGAGGCGAAGGUGCCCGUCGACGGCAAGGACCUUUCUGGGUCGACGGCGCUCCACCACGCCAUCUCGACCAAGCCCGCCUUCGAUCCUGAGUACGCACAGAUGCUCUAUGACGCUGGGGGCAUAGUGACGCUCCGCAACCGGUAUGGGGGCACACCCGCCCACGAGAUCGUCAUGACGUGGGAUCCGACGAAUAGGGAGGCCGUCCGCAAGGCUGCUGACGCCCUGAAGUGGUAUCUCGACCAUGGGGGCAACCUGGAGAUCAAGGACUCGGACGGGGUUGCGGUCCGCCAUUCAGUUAACUCCACGAAGAACUUCGCGCGGAAGGGGAUCCAAAUGGAAACGUGGCGUGUGGUGGACACGGAGGACAGGCGGCGCGCGAAUCUCGCAGGCAAGAUAUGCACGUUCUGCGGGAGGGAGCCGGGAGGAGACGUGAGGUUGCUACUGUGCUCGAAGUGCAGAGUUGCGCACUAUUGCUCCGGGGGGCGGCCGUGUCAGAAGGCGGACUGGCCCUACCAUAAGUCGGUUUGCAAAGCCACGCCAACUGCGUAAGCGGAGUUUAGGUAUCUUACACGUGGGGAACAUGGCAAACAGUAAUAACUUGAUAUUGACUCGCAUUCGCGCCUCA